GCGCACUGCGGAGUCCGUCCUGGGCGCGCUCGCGGGGGCGGCGGCGGCGGCGGCGCGGCCUCUGCCUGCCUCAGAUCCUGCUUUUCCCAAGAGAAGAGGAUGGCUGCUGGGUACCUGACCUCUGGGCCGCAGGAGUUAGUGGCCUUCGAGGAUGUGGCCGUGGACUUCUCCCGGGAGGAGUGGGCUUUGCUGGACCCCGCUCAGAAGAGGCUCUACAGAGAGGUGAUGCUGGAGACGUGCAGGAACCUGGCCGCCCUGGAAGCCUUGGAGAACGGAAGUGCCGAUGCAGGCGUUGAGUUUGGCGCACUGUCCCCAACCCAGGCCUCUCAGGCCGCCGGUCCUUUCCCACGAAUGGGGGGUUCCCUCUUUCUACCGGUGGUGCCUUUCCAGGCGGAGCCAGGAGAAGCCGUGUGGAUGGGGGAGGAAGGAGCUCCUCGAACCUCCUGGUCAGAUUUGGAUGCUAGACUGAAAAGCCAAGCAUUGUCUUGUAAGAAGGCGGUUUGCGGGGAAGAACCACCCAGAGGUAUGAAUAUAACAAAGUUUCCCAAAGAAGACUGGGGACAUGGUGAACUUGAGGGGAACCGUGAAGACCCCCACAGCCUUUCGAGGCAAGUGGCAAACCCCCAAGUGGAGGUGUUUGCUCAGAGGGAGACCACCGCCUGGCCUGAGCUUGGGGGAGCCUGUGCUAUGAGCUCAGACCUUGCUUUAGCUCAAGGAGAUUCUGUCGGAAAACAUUUCCGUGACUGUGGUCUAGAUCUUGAGAGUUUGGUAGCUGAUCCAUUCUUACACCAGCAUCAGAUGGGAUUCACAGAUCAGAGACCCUGUGAAGGGAACGAAUAUGGAAAAGAUGUCAGCCACAGUAGUCCCCUCAGUCAACAAAACGGAGCCGCGGACAGCGGGGAGUCGCGUCGUCGUGGUGUGGCCCUCACGACACACAACACGGUGAAUGUGGCGGGAAAACCCUAUGAAUGUCAGCACUGCGGGAAGGUGUUUAACCGGAGGCAUUCCCUGAGUGAGCACCAGAGAAUCCAUACAGGGGAGAGACCGUAUGAAUGUCAGGAAUGCGGGAGAGCCUUCACGCACAGCUCAACCCUCACGCGGCACUUGAGGACUCAUACUGGAGAGAAGCCCUACGCAUGCGGCGAGUGCGGCAAAACCUUCAACAGGAUUUCGUCUCUGACCCAACACCAGAGGAUCCACACAGGGGAAAAGCCCUACAGAUGCAAAGACUGCGGCAAGUCCUUCUGCCAGAGCUCUUACCUGAUCUUGCACAAGAGAACACACACAGGUGAGAAGCCCUAUGAGUGUAAUGAGUGUGGCAAGGCCUUCAGUGAUCGCUCCUCACUUAACCAACACGAGCGGACUCACACCGGUGAGAACCCCUAUGAGUGUGGCCAGUGUGGAAGAGCCUUCAGCCAGAGGUCGUCCCUGGUCAGGCACGAGCGGACUCACACCGGAGAGAGGCCGUACGGCUGCAGGGAGUGCGGGAAGGCGUUCAGCCAGAGAUCACACCUAAAGUUGCAUGUGAGAACCCACAGCGGAGAGAGAACCUACACGUGUAAAUUAUGUGGGAAAAGCUUUCCUCGUACCUCUUCCCUCAACCGGCACAUAAGGAUUCACACUGCUGAGAAAACCUACGAGUGUCAGCAGUGUGGGAAAGCCUUCAUCGAUUUCUCAAGUCUUACCAGUCACGUGAGAACUCACACUGGCGAGAAGCCCUAUAAAUGUAAGGAAUGUGGGAAAGCCUUCAGCUACUCCUCAACUUUCCGGAGACACAUGAUAACGCACACUGGCGAGAAGCCCUAUAAGUGUAAGGAAUGUGGGGAAUCCUUCAGCUACUCCUCAACUUUUCGAAGACACAUGAUCUCACACACGGGGGAGACCCCCCACAAAUGUAAGGAGUGUGGAGAAGCUUUCAGUUACUCCUCAGCUUUCCGCAGGCAUAUGAUCUCACACACUGGAGAGAAGCCCUACGAAUGUAAACAAUGUGGGAAAACCUUCAUUUACCUGCAGUCCUUCCGGAGACAUGAAAGGAUUCACACCGGAGAGAAACCCUAUGAGUGCAAACAGUGUGGGAAAACCUUCAUUUAUCCCCAGUCCUUUCGAAGGCACGAAAGGACUCACGGUGGACAGAAGCCCUAUGAGUGCGGCCAGUGUGGGAAAGCCUUCAGCCAUCCCUCGUCCUUUCGAGGGCACAUGAGAGUGCACACUGGGGAAAAGCCUUACGAAUGCAGUCAGUGCGGCAAAACUUUCAAUUGGCCCAUCUCCUUACGAAGACAUAUGAGGACACACAGCAGAGAGAAACCCUAUGAGUGCAAACAGUGUGGGAAAGCCUUCAACUUAUCUGCUUGCUUUCGAGAGCACGUGCGGAUGCAUCCAGGAGACCAAUCCUAUCAGUGCAAGCUGUGUGGGAAGGCCUUCUAUUGCCACAUAUCCUUACAGAAGCACAUGAGAAGGCACACGGCGGAGAAACUGUAUGAGUGCAAGCAGUGCGGGAAAGCGUUCAGUUGGCCCGAACUCCUGCAGCAGCACGUGAGAACACACACUGUGGAGAAACCCUAUGAGUGUAAGGAGUGCGGGAAGGUCUUCAAAUGGCCAUCGUCCUUGCCAAUACAUAUGAGAGUGCACACUGGAGAGAAACCCUAUGAAUGUAAGGAGUGCGGGAAGGCCUUCAGUUGUUCCUCAUCCUUAAGAAGACACGUAAGAAUACAUGCUACCGAGAGACACUACUUCUGUAAUGCGGGAAAUUCUGCAGAUGAAUUCAUGCUCCGUGCUGCAGAAAACCCACACCAGGAGAGAAGUCUGAUAAAAGUUGUAAAUAUGGUACUGCCUUUGUGAGAACUCCAUCGAAGUGGACCCAUGGGGCGUGCAGUUCCAGUUCCUUUACAGAUAAAAAAAUGAGGUGCAGAAUAGCUCUCCAAGUACUCAUUUAGCUAUCUUACAAAAGUUUGCAGGUACUGCUUUUUUCC
Messenger RNA from Hyaena hyaena (striped hyena), 2969 nucleotides. RefSeq names its product zinc finger protein 555-like. Gene Ontology annotation, cellular component: nucleus. Gene Ontology annotation, molecular function: DNA-binding transcription factor activity, RNA polymerase II-specific; RNA polymerase II transcription regulatory region sequence-specific DNA binding. Bases 100 to 2838 code for a protein of 912 amino acids. The transcript is spliced from 6 exons. Gene Ontology annotation, biological process: negative regulation of transcription by RNA polymerase II; regulation of immune system process; regulation of cytokine production. The record is from RefSeq and is a predicted model, not a curated record. Lineage: Eukaryota; Metazoa; Chordata; Mammalia; Carnivora; Hyaenidae.